This is a messenger RNA of Rosa rugosa (rugosa rose), 674 nucleotides long. RefSeq names its product polcalcin Che a 3-like. Gene Ontology annotation, molecular function: enzyme regulator activity; calcium ion binding. The transcript has a single exon. NCBI's taxonomy places the organism in Eukaryota, Viridiplantae, Streptophyta, Magnoliopsida, Rosales, Rosaceae. The coding region runs from base 130 to 387 and encodes 85 amino acids. The record is from RefSeq and is a predicted model, not a curated record.
UUCCUCUUGGUCUCACCCUCAUUCCUAAUCAAAGACCGUAAACCACUGCCUCUCAAACUCACAUUCAUAUAACCAAAAAUACUCUGAUAAAGGAGAGAAGAUUUGGUAUAACGAAAUCAAUAGUGAAUAAUGGCUGAAGAAGAUCCCAAAGAAAAGGCCGACCGUGAGCGCAUUUUCAAGCACUUCGACACCAAUGGCGAUGGCAAAAUCUCAUCAGAUGAGCUAGGGGAUGCAUUGAAAGCCCUUGGAUGCGUUUCACCAGAAGAAAUUAAAUUCAUGAUGGAAGAGAUUGACACCGACGGCGACGGCUUCAUUUCUUACGAGGAGUAUAUAUCUUUUGCACUUGCUAACCGUGGUCUAAUGAAGGACAUUGCCAAGAUAUUUUAAGAACUAUAAGUUCCUCUUCCAAUGCAUUUGUUUCUGGCAUGCAUCCUUUUCAUUGUGUUUUUGCAAGUGAUUCACCUACCAGAUGUGCACUAAUUAAUUGUUAGGGUUAAUUUGUUUUCAGAAUAGAAAUGAAUGCUUUUGUAGUUGUUAAACUGUAAACUGUUAUCUUUCUCGUAUCACAUCAGCCAAAUGCGACUUCAAAUUUACGUGCUUUUUCGUCUCAGAUAGACAAACAUGAUCGAUCGGUGACCUAUAUUAUACCACCUAAUAAAGUUUUUAUUCUUUUC